GAUGUAGCCCGUGCGCAUGCGUGAACGCAAAACGUUUUGAAGCAAACGGAGAGCUCACGCGUGAAAGCCAUGGAUUCUCAGAAAGACAUUCAGCCUCCCAAACAGCAGCCAAUGAUCUACAUUUGUGGAGAGUGUCACACAGAAAACGAGAUCAAGGCCAGAGACCCCAUUAGAUGCAGAGAGUGUGGUUACAGAAUCAUGUACAAAAAGAGGACCAAAAGAUUGGUCGUGUUUGAUGCCAGAUGAGAUCCUGCAUCCUGCUGUUAUAAUUAGCUUUUUUUAUGUCUUUGAAUGUGUAAAUAUAUGUGUACAAUUUGAAUGGGCAGUAAUGGGUCAAAACUGAGUAAAAUGCAGUUUUCAAAUUUUGUGAGUGAAUGUGUUUUAUUUCUCACGUAUUUCCAAUUUUUGUACAAUUUUGAGUGAUAAGGUUUUGGGUUAAAUGGUGUUCAGAUCAGUAGUUUAGGAUUAAUGAAGAGCUAUUUCUCCCAGUACAAACAGAAAUAUUAUGACACAUUAAAGUGACUAUAUGAAA
Danio aesculapii is the source of this 532-nucleotide messenger RNA. RefSeq names its product RNA polymerase II, I and III subunit K (gene polr2k). Gene Ontology annotation, molecular function: DNA-directed RNA polymerase activity; zinc ion binding; DNA binding. Bases 70 to 246 code for a protein of 58 amino acids. The record is from RefSeq and is a predicted model, not a curated record. Gene Ontology annotation, cellular component: RNA polymerase III complex; RNA polymerase II, core complex; RNA polymerase I complex. Lineage: Eukaryota; Metazoa; Chordata; Actinopteri; Cypriniformes; Danionidae. The transcript is spliced from 4 exons. Gene Ontology annotation, biological process: DNA-templated transcription.